AUGAGUCAAGCAGACACCGAGCAUGAACAAACAACAAUACCAUCGCAAGGUGAUUUUUAUCCAGAGGCAGUGGACCACCUACGUGGUCCACUGCCUCUUGCAUCCCCAGCCCCCUCUUCCAUAGGAGAAAGCAAGGCUGAUGACACUAAAUACACAAUAUCAUCGGAUCAAGAAAAGUUUCCACUUUGCAAUGAAUAUAAUUCAUCGAAUGUAGAUGAUAUACACUCUUCAAGCGAUAAUGUGCCCUCUAACGAUAAGUACUCCUCAGACGAUGGUGGUGGAUAUAAUGUUGGUUGCAAUACCGCUUUUAACAAUCACAGUAAUGGAGAUAAUAGAAAGCGAAAGUUAAUUAGUACUUCUAAUGAAGAUGAGCAGGAUAAUUUAAAAUUUACUGAUUCAAAUAGCCCUCAUAGUGCCGCCGACUCUUGCUCAAGUGAUGCCGUUCCCAGCGGUGGUGGUGGAAACGAUAAUGCAGAUAAUGAAUCAAAGGUUAAUUUGCUACCCCUUAGCACAAAUUCCCCCGCUGCUUAUUUUAAUCAAGCUACUCCAUUUGAGGAAUCUUUGGCUGUCUCCGCCGAUACUGCUGUAGAAAUAAUAACGAAAAAUGUGGAGCAACUGGCACCGAAAGUUGAUGCUGCUAGCGCAGAAACUUCCACUGUACCCUCCUCAUAUUAUUUUGUUGAUCGAGCUCCCUCUUCUCAGUCUACUUCCAAUACUUCUCCGCAAUCUUCUGGGGGAUCACAUGCUAGCAGUGGCGGCCAUCACCAUCGCCAUCAGUCCAGCGGUCACGGCCAUUCUGGCUAUCAUCGCUCGUCCCAUGGCGACAGAGGCUCCUCGCACAAUGAAAGAUCAUCGUCCCACGGCAGGGAAAGAUCUUCUCAUGGUGGGGAUAAAUCAUCCAAUGAUGCUGAAAGAUCUUCCAAUUCUGGAGAAAGACACUCCUCCCACGGCGGAGAUAGAUCCUCGCAUCGCCACUCAUCUUCCGGCUUUUCUUCUCAAAGAUCAGCACCUCCGGCAAGGGACCCCGAUGAAGGAAAAAUCUUUGUUGGCGGUCUUAGCUGGGACACUACUGACGAGUCCCUGAAAACAUACUUCUCCAAAUACGGUAAGCUCUCUGAUUCUGUGGUGAUGAAAACACCGGAAGGAAAAACUCGUGGUUUUGCUUUUGUUACAUUUGAGGAUCCGGCCGUUGUCGAUGUGAUCAUAAGCCAGACCCAUUACGUCGAUGGAAAGCGUGUAGAUCCAAAACCUGCUAUUCCGCGAGACGCGCAACACAAAUCUGAAAAGAUGUUCAUCGGUGGCCUGCCUUGGGGUACUACUGAAGACGAGCUAAAAAGAUACUUUUCUUCUUAUGGAACUGUUCUUUCGGCCACUCUGAUGGUCGACCAGGAGUCAAACCAAUCGCGUGGCUUUGGAUUUGUUACCUUUCAAUCGUCCAAUGACUUGCAAAAUGCCCUGUCAUGCCAACCCCACACAAUCAAGGGGCAGACGGUAGAAACAACUCGGGCUCUGCCAAAGACCAAAUAUGCAGAGGGAAUUUCCACCACUUCGCCUAGUGAGGGCUUACCACCUCCCUCAAAAAGAUCUCACUCCCGGAGUGAAAGCGAUGCUCCUGCUUCAAGGUAUAGCAAUCUUCAUGUUCAGCAGUCAAUGCAGCCACAAAGUCAGUCUUCAAAUCAAUAUCAGCAACCAGGACAAUAUCAGAAUCCAGGUCAGCCACAGCAUCUCGUGCCGCAGUCAAUGCCAUCAACUGCCUAUUCUGGCGGGCCUGUGGCAUCAAUGCACCCAUAUGGUGGCGUGAUUCCCUCUUCACAGCAGGCUUCGGGAUAUGGUGGUCAUAUGCAGCUACAAUCUUCGGCAUCUGUGCCGAGUGGCUCUGGGACAUUGCCUAUUUCUCAGCCUCAAAUGGGAUAUGCCGCUCCUCAAUACAAUGCUGGAAACAGGCCUGGUGGCCCAGUGCCCCAACAAACCCCAACAUAUAUGGGCUAUGGCCAGACUCCCUCACAAUACCCACACCCACAAUAUGCGCCAACGCCAUCGGCUUCAUCUCAACCCUCGCAACUCGGCUAUCAGGGAGCUCCUCAUCUUUCACAGCAAGGAUUUCAUUCUUUUGCACCGCCUAUUUUGCAAUCUCAAGGAUCGCAAGCCGGAAUGCAAGCACCGGGAAGCUAUUACCAGCACCAGCACCAACAUCAGCAUCAACACCCAUCACCGCAGGCACAACAACAGCAACGAGGUAGCUUUUAUGGGGUUGUCUCAAGCAGUGCUGGUGGUGGCGGUCCAGCUGGUGCAGGCGCAUCACAACAACAGCCUCCUGCAUAUUAUGGUGGUGCCGCUAGUAGCGGGGUAGGCCUUUCGUCUUACUAUUCAGCUAUGCCCUCUACUUAUCUUAAGCAGACUGGACCCCCAAGUCUUAACAAUGGGCCCAUGCAGCAACCAUAUUCAAGCGGAGCUCCGGUGCCUUCUGCAUAUCAACGAGGCGGUCCUGCAGCCGGCGGUAAUAUCAACUUGGGAUCCUCACAAGCGCCUCCCCAAAAGCCUAGUCAGUCAUCCUACUAUGCAAAAUAA
Mitosporidium daphniae is the source of this 2568-nucleotide messenger RNA. RefSeq names its product subunit of mRNA cleavage factor complex. The record is from RefSeq and is a predicted model, not a curated record. Gene Ontology annotation, molecular function: RNA binding. Lineage: Eukaryota; Fungi; Microsporidia. The coding region runs from base 1 to 2568 and encodes 855 amino acids. The transcript has a single exon.